GUUACCAAAAAACACACGAAUGAAGGGAGGGAGGGCGGGCGGUUGGGGUUGUCUCUUGUUAAUGUGUCCAUUUCUUUAGAGAGGAGAGCAGCCAAGCCGGUGGUAGGCAAUUAGCAUCUCAUCCCAUCGACGAUUUUAAUGUCUGUCUCUGUCCUCUGUCCUCUGUCUCAGUCUCACUCGUCCUGCAUCUGUUUGUCUGUCUGUUUUUUCUGUCUGAAAUACAAUGUCACAUUCUUCGAAGGUGUGACCCCCCACAUCUCCUUCCUUUAAUUACCCAACCCAACCCUUCGAGAAUUGAUGAUUUAUAAUUUCAUUCCAAGGAAGUAGUAGUAGAGUAGAUAAUGUGGACUCUCUAUCCAAACCAAGCUCCUGUUCUCUGUUAAUAAAGGCACCGUGUGCUCCUUUUUUGGCCCUUCAAGAACAGCUAGCCAUGAAAGAGACAGAGAAGAAGAGCUUGGAUCCACAACUAUGGCAAGCCUGUGCAGGAAGCAUGGUUCAUAUCCCUCCACUCAACAGUACAGUCUUUUAUUUUCCACAAGGUCAUGCCGAGCACUCUCAAUCCCCUGUCAAUUUCCCUCAAAGAAUCCCUUCACUCAUCCUCUGCCGUGUUGCCACUGUCAAAUUCCUUGCCGACCCUGACACCGAUGAGGUCUACGCCAAGAUCGGCUUCGUCCCUUUACCAAACACCGACCUUGAUUUCGCUCAUGAUAGGGGACUAUGUGGUAAUGGGAACGACGGUGACAGCUGCCCAGACAAGCCGGCCUCUUUUGCAAAGACACUAACUCAAUCUGAUGCUAACAAUGGUGGGGGUUUCUCUGUGCCUAGAUACUGUGCAGAGACGAUUUUUCCAAGGCUGGAUUACUCUUCGGAUCCUCCCUUGCAGACUGUGAUUGCUAAAGAUGUGCACGGUGAGGUGUGGAAGUUCAGGCAUAUUUAUAGAGGGACACCAAGGAGGCAUUUGUUGACUACUGGAUGGAGCACUUUUGUUAACCAGAAGAAAUUGGUUGCUGGGGAUUCAAUUGUGUUCUUGAGGGCUGAAAAUGGCGAUCUUCGUGUUGGAAUUCGCCGCUCCAAGAGGGGGAUUGGAAUUGGAAGUAGACCUGAAUCAUCAUUAACUACUGGGUGGAAUUCCAACAAUGCUACCUGUGCUAUACCAUAUGAUGGAUUUUCACUUUUUGUCAAGGAAGAUGAGAUGCGAAAUGGGGGAAUGAAGGGAAGGGGGAGGGUGAAGCCUGAAGAGGUUUUGGAGGCUGCUGGUCUAGCUGCUAAUGGAAAGCCUUUUCAAGUCGUUUAUUAUCCGCGAUCAAGCACCCCAGAGUUUUGUGUCAAGGCCUCUUCAGUGAGGGCAGCAAUGAGGAUCGGUUGGUGCUCUGGGAUGAGGUUCAAGAUGGCUUUUGAAACUGAGGACUCUUCACGGAUUAGCUGGUUUAUGGGGACUGUUACCUCUGUUCAGGUUGCUGAUCCCGUCCGAUGGCCUAAUUCUCCAUGGCGGCUGCUCCAGGUGGCAUGGGAUGAGCCAGAUUUGCUACAAAAUGUAAAGCGUGUCAGCCCAUGGCUGGUUGAAUUGGUGUCAAAUAUGCCAGUUAUCCACCUGUCACCCUUCUCACCACCAAGAAAGAAGUCGCGAUUCCCACAACAGUUAGGCUUUCCACUUGACCUCCAAUUUCAAUUGCCAUCAUUUUCAGGCAACCCCCUUGGGCCCAGCAGCCCCUUGUGUUGUCUAUCCGAUAACACUCCUGCAGGCAUACAGGGAGCCAGGCAUGCUCAAUUUGGAAUUUCAUUAUCUGAUAUCCAGUUUAACAACAAACAGCAGUCAGGGAUGUUUCUAUCCAGUCUCCAGCGGUUCAAUCCACAUUCUAGAAAUUCUGAAACUUACCUGACAGGUCACACAAACAGCAAUGAGAAUAUAUCUUGCUUGUUAACAAUGGGGAACAGCAACCCAAAUUUGGAGAAAUCUGAUAAUGUAAAGAAACACCAGUUUCUACUCUUUGGUCAACCAAUACUUAUUGAGCAGCAUAUAUCUCAUAGCUGUUCAACUGAUGCAGUCUCUCAAGUUAUUAAUGAGAGAAAUUCAUCUGACGAGUCUUCCAGCAAGGAAAAAAUUUCUGAUGUAUUACUGUCUGCACCUGGGAAAAAGAUUUCACAAGUAAAGUCGUGCGGUACUGGGUUUUCAUGGCACCAGAGUCUUCAUAAUACCAGUGAAAUUGGCAAAGAUACUGGUCCCUGCAAGGUAUUUUUGGAGUCAGAGGAUGUGGGAUGGACCCUCGAUCUCUCUGCUCUUUGUUCUUACGAGGAGCUACAUGGAAAACUGGCCAACAUGUUUGGUAUAGAGAGAUCAGAAAUGUCGAGCCAUGUGCUCUACCGAGAUGCGACAGGUUCUGUUAAACAGAUUGGAGAUGAACCAUUCAGUGUUUUUAUGAAAACUGCAAAAAGAUUGACAAUUUUGAUGAACCAACCUAGCACAGAAAGUUGGGAGGACAUGGAUCACAGGGAUGUGAAAUGCUGAGAAUGGACAAGAGGCUCCAAAUAAGACAGGUUGCAUAACGCAGUGUGGGAUUUGAGAGUAGUUGCUGUAAAAGAAUGAACAUGUGUUGUAGAGUUUUCAGUUGUUCAAGUAAUUUGCAUAUGGAAGCAGAACAUAGAACUCCCAUCUUUUAUUAAAGCUGGUGUCUGAACAUCAUGUUUCUUAAUUAAAUGCAAAGUAACUGUGCUGUACUCGUGA
Molecule: messenger RNA, 2722 nt
Organism: Populus trichocarpa (black cottonwood)
Lineage: Eukaryota; Viridiplantae; Streptophyta; Magnoliopsida; Malpighiales; Salicaceae
Product: auxin response factor 18
Exons: 5
Coding region: 431-2506 (691 amino acids)
Biological process (GO): regulation of DNA-templated transcription; response to hormone
Cellular component (GO): nucleus
Molecular function (GO): protein binding; DNA binding
Source: RefSeq, a predicted model, not a curated record